This is a messenger RNA of Xyrichtys novacula (pearly razorfish), 789 nucleotides long. Lineage: Eukaryota; Metazoa; Chordata; Actinopteri; Labriformes; Labridae. The record is from the annotation of a GenBank genome assembly.
AUGGAUUCCCUCAUGUCUCUGGGUGCCCCACUGAAACAGUUCACCAGUUGUGUGUCAGGGAAGAACAGCCCCGCCAAGAGGAGCCAGUCUGUCCGCAGAAACAGCUUCACUCGCAGGAAGAGCGUCAGCAGGAGGAGAAGUCUUCCCUGUAGCAGUCAGAAAGUGCCAGAUUCCUGGCUGCGGAUAUAUCAGGCUGAGCUGAAGAGGGAAAGGUAGGUCUGAGCCUUACAUAUCAUGUCGGAACAAGCUGACUUUUCCAGUAUUUGUCAUUUUACUUAAGCACUUUUAAACAGUAUGUUUUCUGACAGUAAUACAGUUUUCAGUCACCACCUUGUUGUCUAGCUCACACUUUUGACCAGACAGACUCAGCUUAAUGAGGAUCAAGCUGUUCUUAACACAAAUAAGCCGCUUGCCCAUGUGCUUUGCCUCAUGUGUCUUCUGUUUUGUUUGUUAAAGGAAAAGGCAGCAAGCCAUCCUGGCCAAGAAGAAUGCAGAGAGAACGGUGAGAAGAACCCAUUUUAGGAGCCACCACUGCCUCCCAAGGGUGAGUAAACAACAAGAACAACAAAGAAAAUACUCUGUGAUUUUAGGAUUUCAACAUCUUUAUUAUUAUUGUUCCUUUUCCCUGUGUAGCAGACCACAGCCGCCAGAAAAUCAGCCCCAGGAAAGGACGAUUCCUUCUUUGGAGCCUUCCAGGGCCUCAGUCUGGAUGGCCUGGUGGGAGGCAGUAGUGGAUCUCCAGCUGUAGCUGCUCCUGCUGCAGGAGGAGAUCCAUGCAAAGUCAUGUGA